Messenger RNA from Brettanomyces nanus, 1080 nucleotides. RefSeq lists its product as uncharacterized. Lineage: Eukaryota; Fungi; Ascomycota; Pichiomycetes; Pichiales; Pichiaceae. The coding region runs from base 1 to 1080 and encodes 359 amino acids. The transcript has a single exon. The record is from RefSeq and is a predicted model, not a curated record. Gene Ontology annotation, cellular component: nucleus; histone acetyltransferase complex. Gene Ontology annotation, biological process: regulation of DNA-templated transcription; chromatin organization.
AUGUCAUCUUUUCAACUCAACGAUAUUGUAUUGGUUUUCCAAGGGCCAUUAUUAUAUGACUCAAAAAUUUUGAAGAUAUACUACCCUGAGACGGGUAAGAUGAAGUUUCGUAAUGAGAAGGUUGGUGAGACUUUAGAAACGAAGCCUGAUUCCAAAUUUCCUGAUUUAUACAAGGAUCAGAAAGCCUAUUUUAUUCAUUAUCAGGGUUGGAACAAUAAAUGGAACGAGUGGGUAAUGGAGGAUCGAAUUCUGGAGAGAACCACGGAAAAUCUUCUCUUUCAGAAGAACUUGAAGCUUCAGCUGCGGAGUGGCCAGCAGCAGCAGCAACAACAGCAGCAAGAUCAACAACUUCAACAAGAGCAACAACUCGAGCGACAACAGCAAUCAGCGCAGCAAGACCAUAAUCAAAACGGGCAUCAUAAGCAUGGACAUAGGGGUAAAUUACGGUUAAGAAUACACCAAGAAAAGAGAAACGGUGUGAAGACUACCUUUCUGUCUCGUAAUGGGUCAUCUCACAGCGGAAAGAUUGUCAUUCCUUUAAGAAACAUUCACGGACAUUCUGCGAAAAGGCACGAAAUGAACGUUUCAGUUCCUACAGAGAUUAAACUGUUACUAGUGAAGGACUGGGAAAAUAUCACUCGGAAUGAGAAGCUGGUCUCUCUUCCGUCUAAAUCGUCCGCUAACAAGGUUCUCAAAGAUUUUUCAAAGAAGGUUUGCCGGGAAGAUUUUGCUGAUGAUGUCAAGCUAGACAAUUAUUUGGAGAUCAUUGAGAGUCUUAAGAUGCUUUUCAAUCAAUCCUUAGGAACUCUAUUAUUGUACAGAUAUGAGAGAGAGCAGUACAAGGAGAUGAUCCAGAAGUAUGAUAGAUUGGAGUUUUCUGAAAUAUAUUCACCAAUUUUCCUUCUCAGGUUAUGCUCUAUAUUGCCUAAUCUUAUGGUUCAAAGUCAUAUGGACUUGCAGAGUAUGAAUAUUGUCAAGGAAUUUAUUGAAGAGUUUUACGAAUGGCUUUGUGAUCACAGUAAAAUCUACAUGAUUGAUGAAUACGAGAAUUGUAUGCCAUUAAUCCCGUUCAUGCAGUAA